GUCCGGAACUAUAUUACAGCGCGCAAUAAUAUCCGAUUGACCGAGGCAGGAAUAUAAAAUGUAGGCACCAAAACACAGGUGCUCGAAAAUGAUACCCUAUUAUCUCUUAGCCUGUUUGUUCCUCAUAAGUACUUUUACUGAUUUCUCAACGGGUUUAAAGUGUUAUUGUGAAGAGUGCACUGAUAGAAAUCAAACAUGUGAAACUACCGGAUUGUGCCUAACUCUUAGAGCCUACAGAAAAGAUGGAACCAUCAAAAUUCGUUACAGAUGUAUCGAGAAGGUGGAUCUGGGGCCCCUGGACGGGGAUGUUUUUGAGUGUUUAACCAGUAACCCUAUGGCCAGUAUAUCCAGUAAACUCUGCUGUAAUGAUGAAGAUUUCUGCAAUAGACACCUCUUUCCAACAUUUCCCCCUCCGACAACUCGUUUCCCAGAGAUCAGAGACUCUGUGGAGCAGCGUCUGACCUUUGGGACCCUGGAGUUGGUGGGGCUGAUCGCGGGGCCAGUGGUGCUGGUGUCAGUCUUCUUCGUGAUCUGUUUCCUGUCCUACAGGCAGUGUCAGCAGCAGGGCAUCUGUAUGGCUCCCAAGAGUGUGUCGGACGGGGAGACCCAGCCCUUCAUGCAGCCUGGGCAGACCACCGACACCCUGCGGGAGAUGAUCAUGGAAUACUCUGGAUCCGGAUCUGGACUCCCUUUGCUGGUCCAGAGAACGAUUGCCAGACAGAUUCAGCUGGUGGAGAUCAUUGGGAAGGGUCGCUAUGGAGAGGUGUGGCGUGGGAGGUGGCGGGCGGAGAACGUAGCCGUCAAAAUAUUCUCCUCCAGGGAGGAGCGAUCGUGGAUCCGAGAGGCGGAGAUUUAUCAGACGGUCAUGCUGCGUCAUGAGAAUAUUCUGGGAUUCAUAGCCGCAGACAACAAAGAUAAUGGCACCUGGACACAGCUCUGGUUAAUUACCGACUACCACGCCAAUGGAUCGCUGUUUGAUUACCUGAAUAGAACCGUGUUAUCAACCACACAGAUGAUAAGACUAGCUAUGUCAGCAGCCUGUGGGCUUGCCCACCUCCAUAUGGACAUAGUGGGCACUGAGAUUCAUGCUGGGAAACCAGCUAUCGCCCACAGAGAUUUAAAAAGUAAAAAUAUCCUGGUGAGAAAUGAUGGAGUUAGCUGCUGCAUCGCAGAUUUAGGUCUUGCAGUGCGACAUGACCCUGUGACAGAUGCAGUGGACAUUGCCCCCAAUAAUCGGGUCGGGACCAAGCGGUACAUGGCCCCUGAGGUAUUGAGUGAUACCAUCAGUAUGAAUCAGUUCGACUCCUUCAAGAGGGCGGACGUUUACUCGUUUGGACUGGUGCUAUGGGAGAUAACACGACGCUGUUCAGUGGGAGGUAUAGUGGAGGAUUACCAGCUGCCGUUCUAUGAUAUUGUGCCCUCUGACCCCAGUCUAGAGGACAUGAAGAAGGUCGUGUGUGAUGAUCGUCAGAGACCAGGAAUCCCCAACCGGUGGCAGACCAUUGAGAGUUUGAAGGUGAUGUCACGCCUGAUGAGGGAAUGUUGGUAUCAUAACCCUGCCGCCCGAUUGACCACUCUUCGCAUUAAAAAAUCUCUAGAUAAUUUGGCAAAGGCAGAAGACAUGAAAUUUUGAUUUAUUGUUAUCAAAAGGUGUUCUUAACAGUCAAAACUGAUGAACAUCCAUCCAUUUUUGUUCAGAAGUGUACAUGUGGAGCAUGUAUGGAUGACAUGGGCUUUCAGAGUUUUUUUAUUCGCAAGGAACUGUUGACAGGCAGGCAUUUGUGAUAUAUCAGUGUUUGGCAGUGCCUGUUGAGUGAGUGUGAGAAUUUGUACUCUCUAUGUACAUGUACAUGUAUCAGAAUAUUGUUUGAUACAAGACUUGCAAUAAGGCAAACACAUCUACAACUGGUUGUUAUUUUAUGGUAUCUUUUGUACUUGCCAUAGGUCUAAAAAAAAAAUGUAUACACCUCGUUGUUAUUUUAUUGUAUUUUUUGUACUUCUUUUAGCCAUAUAAGGGAAAUUUAUUCUUCCAGUUUUAUUUUAAAGAGCUUUUCAUGAGUUUAAAUGCAUCAAGUACUAGAAUGUAUUUCAAUGGCUGGUUUUUAAUUUCAAUAAGUUUGUUUUUUCAACAAUUUCAAAAAUUUAAUGAAGUUGCACUAGAUUACUUUAUCUACCUCACUAGAAAGAAAAAAAAAGAGAAAGGCAGAAAUGAAUUCUAAAUUUGAUGCUUAAGCAGAUGAAUAGCUUUAAUUAAGGACAGACACUAUCUUAUAUUAUUGUUUCUCUCUGUGAUGCAUGGACUGUCUGUCUGUCAGUUGGUGUGUCUAUCACUGACUUUUUAAUUGAUUGUUUAACUAUUGACAUUUUCCUUAAUUCUUUUGUGAAAGGUUCUGUAUUUUACUAUUUCCCUGAUCCUAAAUUUUACCUCAAAGGUCAACAUUUAUAAUAGGUCAUUUAAAAAUUGAGCUCUUUUACUGAUUAUUUUUUAACAUCACUUCAAACUGUCAUUGUGUAAAUAAUCAAAGAUGAUCUUCUAAAGUGGUAACAUGUUCUUCUCUGUAAGUCAGAUUUCUGGAAUGCUGUGGCUGUUGUAGAUUUGUACAGCAUAUUGGUGUCCUGUAAAAGUGAUGAUUAUGAACUUGUGUUGAGGGAUGAAUGUCGUGCCAUGAGUAUCAUACAUUGUACUUGUGUAUUGUUUAGAUAUGACAGCUUUAGUGUAACAUGUGUGCCUGUAUUGGAUUUGAAUAGUCCUUAUUUUUCUAUUGUUUAGUCACACUAAUACAUGUAGACUAUUUAUUACAGCAGUCACUCCAGUCUAUGUCUCGGCUUUUUUAAACAUAGUCUUCUGAAUCUUUUUUUUUUAAUUUUCAAGACAUAUCCAACACAAACAAAUUUGCAGCCAGAUUUGGUGUUUCUGUGAAACCAGUGUUAAAUACAUGUAUAUGAUUAUUACUUACACCAUAUAAAUAUACAAUGGAAUUACUUCUAAAAACAUUAUUGUAGUAGAUAAAAACAAAUGAAUUUUUGGAUCUUGACAUUUAAGUACAUGUAGUUCUCUUAGCACUGUCUAGAAACCAAAAACUCAGGAAUUACAAGUAUCUAGAGGUAGCAAACAUGUUGUACGGACUACUUAUAUAUAUAUACACCCACACACACACACUUACACUAGUUUAUGACAAAACAGAUACAUUCAUACACUAUUGUAUUACAAUUUAGGACAAUGUUUCAUGUCCCAUAAAUUUUAGCUGGCUUAAUAUUUUAUGAGAACAUACUCUUAAAGCAACAAAUUUUUACCACUUUUAUCACCCUAUUGCAUGCUUUUGCAUUAUAUAGCAGUUUGAAGGUUGACAGUAUAUAUACAUGUAUAUGAAUGCAUUUUCAUUUUUGAUGUUGAAUAUUUAAGAUCAUGAAAGAAUUUUAAGGAAAAAAAUGAUUUUUUUUGUUUGGUUUUGAAUCUACAUUUAUGUAGAGCAGUCCUUGGGCGUUGUUGGGUGUUUGAAAUAAUUCAUUGCACAUGUGGAUUAUGUAAACUGUCACAACCGUCUGGGAAAUUAAAUCUUUGAAAUUGA
This is a messenger RNA of Magallana angulata, 3569 nucleotides long. RefSeq names its product TGF-beta receptor type-1-like. Gene Ontology annotation, biological process: activin receptor signaling pathway; cellular response to growth factor stimulus; protein phosphorylation. Lineage: Eukaryota; Metazoa; Mollusca; Bivalvia; Ostreida; Ostreidae. The record is from RefSeq and is a predicted model, not a curated record. Gene Ontology annotation, molecular function: activin binding; ATP binding; activin receptor activity, type I. Bases 89 to 1633 code for a protein of 514 amino acids. Gene Ontology annotation, cellular component: plasma membrane; activin receptor complex. The transcript is spliced from 10 exons.